Molecule: messenger RNA, 1747 nt
Organism: Lytechinus pictus (painted urchin)
Lineage: Eukaryota; Metazoa; Echinodermata; Echinoidea; Temnopleuroida; Toxopneustidae
Product: cyclic AMP-dependent transcription factor ATF-4-like
Exons: 3
Coding region: 490-1647 (385 amino acids)
Biological process (GO): regulation of transcription by RNA polymerase II
Cellular component (GO): nucleus
Molecular function (GO): DNA-binding transcription activator activity, RNA polymerase II-specific; RNA polymerase II transcription regulatory region sequence-specific DNA binding
Source: RefSeq, a predicted model, not a curated record
ACAUACGACAAAGAAAUGUAUUUUUAAAUAUAUCAUUGAAUGCAAGAUGGUGUCCUUUCAUUUAUUAAAACGAAUUGCAAAAUCGCUUAUUAUAUGCAAGACAUAGGCUACAAUGUCAUCUUUUCUUGAUAUUAUUUGUCAGUUUUUAAAAGACGUAAGAUCCAUUUGCGCAUUAAUAUUCCUUUCAUUCUUAGUGAUUCGGUCGACAGCCUUUUUUAUUAACGAGUCCUGGCGCGCCUCGACCACAUUUCCUGCUCGUUCAUUCAUUCAUCCAUAUAUAUUGAGAAAAUAUUGGGCAAAAUGGCGGUUUGAAUUCUGAAUUUUUGCAACCCUUGCUCUGCAAUUCGCAACGAAUUGCAUCAUACAACAUGGCACUCCAAAAUGGCUUCUUCGCAUCUGAUGCACAGCUCACUGGGAUACAUUCCACUGAGAUACAACAGCAAACGACCACACCAAGUUCUAUAUCAUCGUAUCACAUAAACCAUCAAGAUGGAAUUCAUAAAAGAAUCAGAGAUUAUGUCGCUCUUCAGCGACAAUGCCUCUUUGUGGGGGCAGCUACCGGAUGAGGAAGAACUUCAUCUGGGAUCUGGUCUGGACUCGCAUCUGAAGACCGAGCCAUCAUCAGGCUUGGGCUCUACUGGUCCUACUUCACCACAAUCAGAUGUAUCGGAUGACCCUCUUCCAGACUGGAUGUCUCAGAAAGUUUCUUUGUCAGCAUGGCUUGGGGAUGAGGAGGACAUCCCUAUGGCAGACCUCAUGACAAUCCCAUCCUCCCCAACUCCAAAGUCAACUCCACUUCCUGCUGAAGAACUACUCAAGGAACUCCUUGUUGAUAUUGGUGUCCCUCCAACAUCUCCUUCCCCUGGUGAAGAUCAAUCAGCUGAGGCAUUGCUGGCAUUGUCUCCAGUGAGUUCCUUCAGUGAUCCCGCUUCUCCAUUUCAUCAAGACACAAUGUCCUUGCUGGCCUCUGGGUCAGCAUUACCUUUGGACUUCGGGGUUGAUUCUACACCAGCUGGAGACCUAGAGAAACAGGCUCUGGCUGAUUCUCCAGAAGUUCAUGAAGAGACGAUGUCUCAGCCACCCUCAGGGCCAACAUCCCCUAUGGUGUCUGGUGUUGAUGCUGCACCAAUGAGUAACUUGGAAGAACAGGCUCUUGCUCUUCUUGAUGCCAUGGGAUGUAUGGAGUUCUCAACUACUCAAGAUCCCUCGGGCACACGUGUUAUAACAAUUACGCUACCAGUCCCUGAUGACCAAAUGACCAUCCAGCAACCACAUGUAAAUCCUCCCGAGUCUCCCAGUUCCAUUGAUUCAUCAUCUAUGCCAUCAUCCCCUGAAGAAUCUCCUGUCCCUUCUCCAAUCCCAACUCCAGCAAAAAGAAUAAGGUCAAAGCCCAAACUUAAGAACGCUUCUCCCAUUGAGAAAAAGUCCAGAAAGCGCGACCAAAACAAACAGGCAGCAACGAGGUAUCGAGUCAAGAAGAAGACUGAAACCGAUGCUACUAUGAGUGAACUCAGUGUAUUGGAAGAUGCAAACAGAGAAUUGAAGGACAAAGCUGAAGGCCUAGAAAAGGAGAUAAAAUACCUCAAAGAUCUCUUGAUUGAAGUGCGAUUGCUCAAAGGAACGAUUAGUAACAUCAAAGCAGAUUGAACUCUUCGCUAUGAUUUGUAUGUUAAAUUAACUUUUGUGUUGUAAGAUGUAAAUGUAAAUAGAAUUUUAUUUUCUUUUACAUCCAAUUAUUGAAAAAGAC